AUGGAUUCACAAGUUGAGAGCGCCAUCGAGCUUGCGUUCAAUCCCACCACCGACCAAAGCGUCAAGGCGCAGGCAUACGACUUCCUCGCCCAGUUGAGGGAGGCUCCAGAUGCCUGGCAUGUAUGCCUGACACUGUUCAUACGGCGUCCCACGCCCUCGGAGGUGGUGCGGCUAGUGUGCCUAGAGAUAGUCAACACAGCUGUGCAAACACGACGGCUGGAUCAGGCAGGACUCAACGAUGUGCGGCACAGUCUGAUGGAAUACAUCCAGGCUCGGUACACCCCAGGCUCCACAGAAAUCGACACACCGCCCAUUCAGAACAAGCUCACCCAGACCAUCACCUAUCUGUUCACAUUUCUGUAUGCUUCGGACUGGACCACCUUCUUUGACGAUUUCAUUGGUCUGGCAAGCGCCGAGGGUGAUUCAGGUGGUGUCGCAACGGUCAUGUUCCUGCGUAUCCUCAGCUCCAUCCACGAUGAGAUUGCGGAUGUGAUGAUUCCAAGGACACCAGACGAGCAGAAACGAAGCACGGAGCUGAAAGAUUUGGUGCGAGUAAGAGACGUCAACAAGAUCGCAGCAACAUGGCAAGAGCUGUUAUCGCGGUGGAGACAGUUAGACCUUGGACUGGUGGAAAUGUGUCUGAGAACAAUCGCAAAGUGGGUCAGCUGGAUCGAUAUUUGGCUGGUGAUCAAUGAGAGGAUCCAGACUGCUCUGUUGGAAAUCGCAGGCCAACAGGGUACAUUCAACGCAGACAGUAGAGAGGCAAGAGCAAGAGAUGCUGCCAUCGACACCUUCACCGAGACUGUAGCCAAGAAGAUGCCGCCCAACGACAAAGUCGAGCUGAUCGGCUAUCUGAAUCUUGGCGGUAUUGUCGGACAACUGGUAUCGAGCACAGUGCUCACCGAUCUUCGAACGACACCAGACUACGACACCGACCUUGCCGAGACAGUUGCGAAGCUCGUCAACAAUGUGAUCUUUGACAUUGUCAAGGUCCUGGAUACCGACAAUGUGGACGAACAAACGAGGUCGAAGGCCGAUCAGCAGUUGCAAAACUUCAUCCCUCAUCUUCUGCGGUUCUUUGCGGAUGAGUAUGAUGAGAUAUGCUCUGCGGUAAUCCCCUCUCUGACAGACCUGCUCGCCAUGUUCCGCAAAGUGGUUCAAAAGUCAAAAUCGGUCCUUCCGAGUCAUUAUGCCAGCUUGCUUCCACCCAUUCUAGACGCCAUCAUUGCAAAGAUGAAGUACGACGAGACUGCGUCCUGGGGCGAUGAUGACGACCAAACCGACGAGGCCGAAUUCGAGGAGUUGAGGAGGCGCCUGCAUGUCUUGCAGCAAACAGUAGCAGCUGUGGACGAAACACUCUACAUCGAUACGUUAACCAGAGUUGUAGCCAGUACACUCGGCAAACUCUCUUCGAACGAUGCCGACCUGAACUGGCGAGAUCUCAACCUUGCAUUACUGGAGAUUCACCAUUUCGGCGAGCUUGCCAUCAAAACCGGCGGUAUAUAUCACAAGAGCAAGCCCACCUCCGAGGCCUCGACUAGACUAGUGGAGAUGAUGUUCACGCUUGUGGACUCGGGCCUGGCUUCAUACCCCCAUCCUGCGGUACAGCUGCAGUACAUGGAGAUAUGCGUUCGUUACGUUCAAUACUUCGAGCAGAAUGGCAGUAGUAUACCCAAAGUACUGGAAAGCUUCGUCUCGCUGGUGCACAGCAGCCACAAGAAAGUACGCCUGCGGUCCUGGUACCUGUUCCAACGCUUCGUUCGACAUCUGCGAGCGCAACUCGGCGAAUUCGCUCAGACUGUGGUUCAAGCCAUUGCCGAUUUGCUUCCGAUCAAGGCAGAGCUGCCAGCUGAUAGAGACGACGAUGAUGCUUCUUCUGAGGAUAAUACACAGUCCUCAGAUGCCACGUUCCAGAGUCAACAGUAUCUUUUCGAGGCUACUGGACUCGUAGCAUCUACUCAGAACGUACCGGCCGCAACCAAGGUCACCAUCGCGAAGUCUGUCAUUGGCCCUCUUGUCAGCGAUCUCAAUAAUCACCUGUCGGCUGCUGGCAACGGAGACGAGAGAGCGGUACUGCAAACGCACCACAUCGUCACUGCUCUUGGCUCCCUUGCCAACGGCUUUUCGGACUGGACACCAGGUAUUUCUUCCGGCGGACCGCCAGCUGCUGAGGUCUCACAAGAAUUCGUGGCUGCAAGUGACAGUAUCCUAACGGCCCUAGAAAGCUUGAAGCAACACUCCGAGCUGCGAGCUGCUUCUCGACAUGCAUUCUCACGUCUACUUGGCGUCCUCGGGGCUUACGUUCUGCCACAACUGCCUCGUUGGAUCGAAGGACUACUCUCUUCCGCAUCAUCAAAUGACGAGAUGGCAUUGUUCCUCCGAACUUUAGGUCAAGUGGUGUAUGGCUUCAAGACCGAGAUUUACGAUAUUCUUGAUCAGCUGCUGUCGCCACUGUUCCAGCGAGUUUUCAGCGGCCUAUCGCAAGAUAUCACAGGAACUGAUGACGAGAUUCAGUUGCGUGAAGUCAGGCGCGAAUACCUCAACUUUGUUCUGGUCAUUUUGAACAACGACCUAGGCUCCGUGCUGGUGAGUCCAGCGAACCAAGGCAUGUUCGACACGUUCAUCGCCUCAAUCACCCGCUUCGCUUGCGAUCCCUCUGACCCACAGAGUGCACGCCUGGCUUUCUCAAUCUUGACCAAGUUGACGACCACAUGGGGAGGUCCCGACAUAUCCCUCGAUGCCGCCCCACAACCUGCGCUCCCAGGCUUUGACAGUUUCAUCCUGUCCCAGUUUGCGCCGCUACCCUGGUCCUUGAUAUCUGCUACCAACUUCAAUGCAGGAGACGCUCAGAUGCGAACUUUGCUGCAAGAAGCUGCAAAUCUGCAAUGGACGAUAUUGCGUAAGAUCGGUAUCGCGUACCAAAACCAGCUCGGCAACGAGCUUAGGACUCUUGGUGCCGGAGAUGAUGGUGUGCAGUCUUACUUCACCAGUAUCGGCGGUGAUAUGGUGAACUUCAGAAAAUUCAUGGUGUCAUUCCUGUCUGGUGCGAAGCGGUAG
Molecule: messenger RNA, 3057 nt
Organism: Fulvia fulva
Lineage: Eukaryota; Fungi; Ascomycota; Dothideomycetes; Mycosphaerellales; Mycosphaerellaceae
Product: Exportin-T
Exons: 1
Coding region: 1-3057 (1018 amino acids)
Biological process (GO): tRNA re-export from nucleus
Cellular component (GO): nuclear pore; cytoplasm; nuclear matrix
Molecular function (GO): small GTPase binding; tRNA binding
Source: RefSeq, a predicted model, not a curated record